This is a messenger RNA of Grammomys surdaster, 4674 nucleotides long. RefSeq names its product nucleolar protein with MIF4G domain 1 (gene Nom1). Lineage: Eukaryota; Metazoa; Chordata; Mammalia; Rodentia; Muridae. The record is from RefSeq and is a predicted model, not a curated record. Gene Ontology annotation, biological process: ribosomal small subunit biogenesis. Gene Ontology annotation, molecular function: protein binding; RNA binding. Gene Ontology annotation, cellular component: nucleolus.
AUGUCGCGGAACAUCCCGGAAGUUAACGGCGCGUGUAGACUGGGGACCUGCGGGCUGUGGUUUAGAGCGCCCGGGCAUGCUCGCAUGAAGCGCAGUGGCUUCCGUCGCCGUCCGGGCGGCGGGCAGGGACCCUUGAAACGGCUGCGGCUGGCCGUGAAGGACUUCGUGCGUGCUACCUCCGAGAGCGAAGCCUCCGAGAGCCGCAGCGCUGUGGCGGGCUCCCGGCCCGGAGGUCGUAAGAGCCGCAAGGAGCUUCGUAAGGAGAAGCGACACCUGAGGAAAGCGCGGCGCCUGCAGAGGACAGUAGGCUCCGCGCCAGGGGACCAGGACGGGAGUGUACGCCUCGACGGUAGCCCGGAGAGUCGACCGCCUGCUGAGAUGAGACCGACCCCCGCCAAAGCCACAGCAACCCCAGCCAAGGCCAGUGCUCCCUCCGCUAACGCCAAAGCCUCGGCGACCCAGCCUAAGGCCAAGAGUCCCUACUCCAAGGCGACUUCAGCUCAGGCCAAGGCUAAAGGUGCUCCGGGAAAGCCUAGUCCCGCCACCGCCACUGCCCGUAAGCGAGCACUUCUAGAGGCCAACGAGGAGGAGGACCGAGAGAUCCGAAAGCUGGAACGAUGCCUCGGCCUCCACAAGCGUAAGAAGAAGGGCGACGGUAGCUCGGUGCCGCUCAGCUUCGCGCGCGACGGGCUGGACUACAUCCUGGGGGCCCUGGAAUGUGGGAAAAGCGGCGGCCUGUACGAAAGCAGCGAGGAAGAGGAGGAGGAAAAGGCGGAACCUGGACAGACAGUCUCGGAGAGUGACCUAGAGAGCUAUUCUGAAGAAAGUGAGGAGGACCCAGACUGGCAAGUGCAGCAGGAGGAGGAUCCGGAAGAUGUCAAUUCGCAAGGGGAAGGAGAAGCAGAGAGUGAGACGCGAGGAAAUAAAGGGAGUAAGAGAGUGCGUUUUGCCGAAGUUGUAGAAAAGAGGGAAAGUUCUUCCGAAGAUGACAUAGAACAUCAGGAGAGUCACUGUGUUGAAAGUGGUGAAAAGUACAUCCCUCCUCGAUUGAGGAGUGAGGAGACAAUAGAUGUCCACAAGAAAGAAGAGCUAGACAGGCUCAAGAAACAUGUUAAAGGCCUAAUUAACAGGCUGAGUGAGCCAAACAUGGCUUCUAUAAGUGGGCAGCUAGAGGAGCUGUACAUGACCCACAGCAGGAAGCACAUGAACGACACCCUGACAGCUGCUCUCAUGGAUGCCUGUGUCACUGCCUCAGCCAUGCCCAGCAGAUUGAUGAUGGAGCAUGUCUUCCUAGUCAGCAUCCUCCACCACACGGUCGGAAUAGAGGUUGGCGCUUGCUUCCUUGAAGCUGUGGUGAAGAAGUUUGAUGCUGUCUAUAGAGAUGGAGGUGAGGGGAAAGAACUGGACAACCUCUUUACCAUGAUCGCCCAUUUGUACAACUUCCACGUGGUCCAGUCUCUCCUCAUCUUUGACAUUCUAAAGAAGCUUGUUGCAACUUUUACGGAAAAAGACAUUGAGCUGAUCCUGUUGAUGCUGAAGACUGUGGGCUUUGCGUUGAGGAAAGAUGACGCCUUGUCACUCAAGGACCUGAUCACAGAAGCCCAGGCCCAGGCCAGUGGUGCAGGCAGCAAGUUUCAGGACCAGAACAGGGUACGGUUUAUGUUGGAAACAAUGCUGGCUUUGAAGAACAAUGACAUGCGUAAAAUCCCUGGCUAUAAUCCUGAGCCUGUGGAGAAACUGAAGAAGUUACAGAGAGCUCUGGUUCGAAAUGCUAGCUCAGGUUCUGAGACUCAGCUUCGCAUCUCCUGGGAUGGCAUCUUGAAUGCAGAGCAGACUGGUCGCUGGUGGAUUGUGGGGUCUGCAUGGAGUGGGACUCCCAUGAUUGACAACAGUCACCACACACACCUGCAGAAGCCACUUGAAGGCACGGUAAGCUCUAAGAUGCUGGAGCUUGCGAGGAAGCAGAGGAUGAACACUGAUGUCAGGAGGAACAUAUUCUGCACUAUAAUGACAAGUGAGGACUUCUUGGAUGCCUUUGAAAAGCUGCUGAAGCUUGGGCUGAAGGACCAGCAGGAGAGAGAGAUAGUUCAUAUCCUCAUGGAUUGCUGCCUGCAAGAGAAAACCUACAACCCUUUCUAUGCUUUCCUGGCUAGCAAGUUCUGUGGCUAUGAACGGAGAUUCCAGAUGACUUUCCAGUUCAGCAUAUGGGACAAAUUUCGGGACUUAGAGAAUUUGCCAGACACUAAGUUCUCAAAUCUGGUUCAUCUGCUGGCACACCUGUUGAAGACAAAGUCACUUCCCCUUUCUGUUCUAAAGGUAGUUGAAUUCAGUGAAUUGGAUAAACCCAGAGUUCACUUCCUACGGAGAGUGUUGACUUCGCUGUUGAUGGAAACAGAAGAUGAUGACCUGGCUGUAAUUUUUUCAAGAGUGUCUGACAACCCAAAGCUGGGGAUGUUACGAGAAGGCCUGAAGCUCUUCAUCAGCCACUUCUUACUGAAGCACGCACAGGCACACCAGAGUGCUGAGGAAGCCAGUCUGCUGAGAGAGAGGGCAGGCCUUGCGUCUAAGUCUUUACAGGGCAAAGCCAUCCUAAGAAUGUAGCCAAAGGGUAGGGAGCAUUUGACUAAGAGAUUGGUGAUUUGUGAAUUCAAGGCCACCCCACCUCUGUGAGAACAGGAGGAAUUAUGCUGUGCUCUGUCAUGACGUAAAUACUGUAUUUUCUGAUUUUUAGAACCAGGGUUGUAUUGUGUACUUCCAAUGUAUAUAUAUGUAUACAGCAGGUCAGAGGAAAGGGGGAGAGAAGAUGGGGAUUAAGCCAUGAGGGGAGGGUUGCGAUCAUAAAUUGAGGGCCUUUUUAAUCUUCUGAAAUGCUGGUUUAAAGUUAAAAGCUGGGCACAUGGUGGUGCACGCCUUUAAUCCCAGCACUUGGGAGGCAGAUCUGUGUUCAAGGCCAGCCUGGUCUACAGAGUGAGUUCUAGGACAGCCAGAGCAAAUUGUGCAACCCUAUCUCAAAAAAAAGUUGAAAUGCCUUAAGAAACUAUGAUGCUUAGGUCCUGAUAUCUCCCACUCAGCAGUCCCACUGACUUCGGGUCGGUACUGAGUACUUGGUGGGAAGAAGAGAGAGAUAAGAGCAGAGAUAAAAUGAUGGUGUUAGAUAAGGAUGGCACGAGCUCACAGGCAGUCAGAGGAAGGAGGGCCUUGGAUGCAUGGCUUCCAUGAGGCCUCUUUAUUCUACAGCCUUAUGGUUUGCUUUCUCUCUUGGAUGCUGUGGACUUGGCUAACCCUGACCUUCAGUUGUAACUAAAUAGAAGUAGAAAAAUCCUAAAUCAGAGCUUUUUCUCCCAGCCAUGUUCUGUGGAGAGUGCCCUUGGCAGCCAGGCGGGCGGGCGGGCCGGCGGGCCGGCGCAGACGAGGGAUGCUGCUCCCAUGUGACUCACUCCUUCUGUUAGAGUUUUGAACAGGGCAUCCCUGUAGCAGUGUGUUUGAGAUGACCACGUACAGUCAGGAGGUCUCCAUGCAGGUCCCUGAGAACCGAGCCUUGAGGUGAGCCAGCAGUGCCCGCUGCUGUUUUUGUUGCUGUGACAAAACCUGACAAAAGCAGCAUACGGAAGGGUGGCCUGGGCUCACACUGUGGAGGGACAUCACAGUGGGAUAUCAUGCGGCAAGAGCUCAGGGUGUCUGGUCACGUUGCGUCUGCAGUCAGGAAGCGGAGACAGACACGGGUACUCGGUUCACUUCCUCCUUCUCAUUGAGUCCAAGCCCCCAGCCUGCGGGAUGGUGCCACCCCUGUUCAGGGUGGGCUUCCACCUAGAUUAGCCUACUCAGACCCCCACUCCCAGAGGUGUGCCUCCGAGGUAACUGGGAUCCUAUCAGGUGGGCAGUGUGUAUAGAUUUGCGGUUAGGAGUAAAGCUCCAUUUAGAGCACCUGUUCAAACUCUAGGCUCACUCCUCAGCUUUACACAAAAAAAAGGAAAAAAUUUUUUUUUACUUAUCUUUUCUAAAUUUUAUUUAAGUGUGAGUGUAUGAACAUGUGUACAAGUGCUUUUGAAGGCCAGAAGAGGGCUGUCCUGGAGUGGAGCUCCAGGUGGUUGUGAGCUGCCUAAUUUGGGUUGUGGGAACCAAACUGAGCUCCUCUGAGGAGGACAGCAAGCACUCUGAAUCAGGCCAGAUCUCCAGCCCCGGUAUGUCUUCCCCCUCCACACACACACACACACACACACACACCAGCAUAUCUCCUUGUAACCCUAGCUGUCCUGGGACUCAGUUUGUAGAUUAGAGAUCUAUAUGUAUGAGAGAUCACUAUGUAGAUCACAGAGACUCACCUCUCCACCCCACGCCCCCAUGGAAUUAAAGGCAUAUACCACCAUGCUGGGCCCCAAUUCUGUGUGUGUGUGUGUGUGUGUGUGUGUGUGUGUGUGUGCUUCUUACAGUGAAGGUUAAGAACUAACGUAUAUGCUGGGUGCGGUGGCACACACCUUUAAUCCCAGUGCUUUGGAUGCAGAAGCAAGCAGAUCGCUGACAGUUCUCAGUCAGCCUGGUCCUCAUAGCAAGUACCAGGGCUGAAGAACCUGUCUCAAACAACAACAGACAUAUAUAGAAUCACUUCUCAAGGGGCAACUUCAUCUGUAAAGUAAAGAUGUACAUUUUAUGUAAAAAUAAACAACUUUUAAGCUA